Messenger RNA from Alosa sapidissima (American shad), 3747 nucleotides. RefSeq names its product janus kinase and microtubule interacting protein 2 (gene jakmip2). Gene Ontology annotation, molecular function: kinase binding; microtubule binding. The transcript is spliced from 21 exons. The record is from RefSeq and is a predicted model, not a curated record. The coding region runs from base 369 to 3281 and encodes 970 amino acids. Lineage: Eukaryota; Metazoa; Chordata; Actinopteri; Clupeiformes; Clupeidae.
AAGAGGAAGGCCACCUUGUGUUGUUGAGAAAGAAAAGCCUACAGCGGUAGCUUUUGGUUAGGUGGAUAUACUGCAGUUCUCGGCGAAUUUAGUGAGAUCAUUUUCUCAUAACGAUGAGGGCGGGGUGUGGGAGCAUCACAGAUCUCAGUGCAUUGGAUGGUUGCUGAAGCUGCGAGGAAGAGGAAAGAUGUAGGACCAUGGUGAAUGAUUUGGGACUGGAAGACUUUGAUUCGCGCUGGAAAUUAAUUACACGGUCUACUGUCCCCAAGGAAUAUGAAGAAGAGGAAAAAUUGGAAACUUAAUUCUUUGAAGCAGUGGAAGUGGAUUAAAUGAACGUGUCUGAGGAGGAAUUGUAGCAACUCAUUGUCAUGGCGAAGAAGGCCCGUACUAAGGGCGAAAAGCCCGAAGCACUAAUCUCUGCCCUACAGGCUGCCAAUGAAGACCUCAGGUCGAAACUGACGGACAUUCAAAUCGAAUUGCAUCAGGAAAAAUGCAAGGUGACUAAGCUGGAACGUGAGAAGGUGCAGGAGGCCAAGCGCAUCCGCGAGCAGGAGCAGCACCGGCACACAGUGGCACUGACCGAGCAGCGGGCCAAGUGGCACGAAGAGAAGAUGAAGGAGCUGCAGGCGCUGCGGGAGAGCCUGGUGCGCCAGCACGAGCAGGAGCUGCUGCGCCACGGCAAGAUCAAGGAUGGUGAGAUCCAGCGGCUCAAGGCGGCCAUGAGCGCACUGCGCGACGGCAGCGGCGAGAAGGUGCGCACAGCCCUCACGCUGGAGGCCAAGGAGGAGGCGCGGCGCUUCUUUGACCAGGAGCGCGUCAAGCUCCUGCAGGAGAUCGCCGAGCUCAAGUCCUCCAAGAAGCAGACGGACGAGGCGCUCAGCACCAUCAUCCAGGCGGACAAGAUGAAGGCGGGAGACCUGCGCUCAGAGCACCAGAUGCACCAGGAGCAGAUCACCAAGAUCAAGUGGGACUGCGAGAGAGACAUACGCAGGCUGGUGGAUGAGAUCAAAGCAAAGGACCGCACCGUCUUCGCCCUGGAGAAGGAACUGGAGACAGCCACAGGCUUCCUACAGAAGCUGCAGCUACAGAAGGAUGCCCUGGACGAGCAGCUCUUUCUGGUGAAGGAGGCUGAGUGCAACCUGGGCAGCCCCAAAAGGGAGAUCCCUGGCCGGGCAGGCGACGGAGCCGAGUACUGCGGGAGCCCCGACAUGAGAAGGAAUCAAAGGCGUGUGGCUGAGCUGAACUCGACCAUCCGGAAGCUGGAGGAUCGCAACACACUGCUGGGCGAGGAGAGGAAUGAGCUGUUGAAACGUGUGCGGGAGUCAGAGAAGCAGUGCAAACCCAUGUUGGAGAAGAACAAGCUGUUGAAUAAAAGGAACGAUGAGCUGACUCAGUCUUUACAGCGAAUGGAGGAGAAACUGAAGGGUUUGACCAGGGAGAACAUGGAAAUGAAAGAGAAAAUUAGUUCUCAUCCUCCACUAAAGAAGCUGAAGUCCUUAAACGACCUUGACCAGGCUCACGAUGACCAGGAGAUUGAGUUCCUUAAGCUUCAGGUUCUCGAACAACAGACUAUGAUAGAUGAACUGACAAGAGACCGAGAGAAAUUGCUAAGGAAAAAGAGACAUAAACGAAGUUCCAGACCCAUCAAGAGGCACAUUGUUGUGGACACCUUCUUUGGGUACGAUGAGGAGUCAAUGGAUUCAGAGACCUCGUCAGUAGCUUCCUUGAGAAUGGAUAGGACUCCUGCUACUCCAGACGAGGAUUUGGACGAGGGUCUGGCUCGUGAGGAGGCAGAGUUGCGCUUCCGUCAGCUGACGCGGGAGUACCAGGCUCUUCAGCGCGCAUACGCUCUCCUGCAGGAGCAGAAGGGAGGCAUGCUGGAUGCGGAGAUGGAGGCCAAGGCUCAGGAGCAGCUUCAGGCAGAUGUGCAGCGUUACCAGGCCAAAAUCGAGGACCUGCAGAAGGAGCUCACACUCAAAGGACAGGACUCAAAAUGGGUGGAAGAGAAACAGCUCUUUCUGCGACGGAACCAAGAACUCUUGGAAAAGGUGGAAAAGCAAGACAGUGAGAUUGGGCGACUUCAUCAGGAACUGCAAGACUCCAAAGACCAGAAUGAGCUCCUGGAGUUCCGUAUCUUGGAGCUAGAGGAACGAGAGAGGAGGUCUCCUCCUUUUAACCUCCGGAUCCACCCAUUCUCUGAAGGAGUCAGCGCUCUCCAGAUCUACUGUAUGAAAGAGGGGGUGAAGGAUGUGUGUAUACCUGAUCUCAUUAAACUUCUAGACAUACUGGGAGACAAUGGGAACUUACGAAAUGAAGAGCAAGUAGCCAUUAUUCAAGCAAGCACGGUGCUUUCUCUUGCUGAAAAGUGGAUACAGCAGAUUGAGGGAACGGAGGCAGCACUACACCAGAAAAUGAUGGACUUGGAGCUGGAGAUGGAAAUGUUCUGCAAGCAGAAAGGUUACCUUGAAGAGGAGCUGGAUUACCGAAAGCAGGCUCUGGACCAAGCUUACAUGCAAAUCCAGGAGCUGGAGGCCACCCUGUACAAUGCCCUGCAGCAGGACAAGGUGAUCAAGUACGGCGAGCCACUGACGGACACGCAGAAGGACGAGCUGCGCACGGCCGUGGAAAAGCUCCGCAGGCAGAUGCUCCGCAAGAGCCGAGAGUAUGACUGCCAGGUGCUGCAGGAACGCAUGGAGCUGCUGCACCAGGCACAUCAGAGGAUACGUGAUCUGGAGGAUAAAACAGACAUCCAGAGGAGACAGAUCAAAGACCUUGAGGAAAAGUCAAACAGGCAUCCCGUAGAUCAUGUCUGCAGCAGCAUCUCCCCGGUGAAGACCCAGGCCUUACUCAUGACUCUUAAUAUUGUGUGUGGAUGGAGGUGGCGUAUGUUCAAAUGGACUCAGUCUGGACCCUCUGAGAUUUUUUAUUUGGGACCCUUCUCCGAGAUUCCACUGUGUGACUGUGCUGGACUUAGCUCCUCCUGGGAGCUUUCUGCAACUACUGUGGAAUUAUUGGAAACAGACCUUCAGCUUGAAGCCUCUCAACCUCUUUCUUUUUCUCUAUCUCACUCUCUGUUUGAUAUUUAUAGACAUACAGACAGACAGACAGACAGACAGGCACGCACACACACACACACACACACACACACACACACACACACACACACACACACAAACACAUACACAAACACACAUGACCACACACACAAAUGCUCACACAGAGUCAGAAACCAAAGUCUCUGCCAUGCAGGGGAACACCAUUGCCACCUGAAAAGAGGUUGAAGGUUAUACACAACCAGACCAAUACACUGGAUCCUCUCUCUCUCUUUCUCCUUUAUUCUUUCUUUCUUCUUCUUCCUUUCUUUCUUGCUCCCUUCCUUUCUCUCUCUUCUACUCAGAUUUCUCCCAUGCACUCUCUCUCUCCCUAAAUAGAGGAAAAGACACAUACAGACGCAGAUGCAACCCCUCCAGCCCUAAUAAUGUCCAGGGGCCCCUCUCAGACUCAGGUCCUCCGACCCACCACCCAUUUCAUCCCCAGAGACAGGACAGAGCGGAGGCCUCUCAGCCUGCCAGGGAAGCAUGCCAGAUGGGACAGGGGGGUGGAGAGGGGUGGUCGGACAACAAACUCUACACCCACCAACCAGACCACCCCCAGUCCGAGCCUACAGGGUGCUUCAGAGAACCACCCAUGUCCUUUUAUUUUUUAAAGAAAUCAAAUAGAUCUGAUGGAUGUUUUUUUUUUUUUUUU